GGAAGUUCGUAAAGGUAUUUUCAGCGUAACCAUUAUGGUUAUUGAACUUCCUAAUACCAUCAGCUGACAUUAAGAAGAAUCGGGCCCCUAGCAGGUACGAGUUGUAAAUUAAUGUUUUAUGAAGAAUCAGCCGUUUGUCACUAUGAUUCCAUGGACAGGCUUGUUUGAAGAUGAUUUUUAAAACAAAAUUGUACGCAACUUCGAAGUGGCCAUUGUUCAUUGACAGAUAACUUGUAGACAGCCAAGAGUUUGUAUAAGUAUGUAAGAGUUAAUUGUCUGAAGAUGUCAUAAACUGUCACUAAUUCGAAAUUAUACUUCUGAUUCUUUAAUUACAGUACAUGAUAGACCUGUAAAGAUGCCCUCCAUAUUUCUCCCAGUCGUCUUCUUGUUAGCAGCAUGGAACAAACACCUUACCCAGUCUGUGUACAUUCACGAAGUUAUUACACACCCUCCAAAGGAAAACACGACUUUUUCUGCAUGCCCUCAAUUCUGUGUAUGUGACUUUUCUAGACAUGAAGCCUCGUGCUCCUCGUAUUAUAAGGGAUUUUCUCUCCGUUCCAUUCCAAGAACUUUCACUGUCAGACGUCUUAACUUAUUUGGAGGUCUUUCAUCUGUCCCCCUUGAAAUCCAGUUGAUGAAUGGACUGGAAGAACUUGAUCUCAGUAGAAAUGCUUUGACUGUGAUUGCCGCCCUACCUGUUGGUAACCCUAUGUUGCUGCAAGCUUUAGAUCUUAGUUCAAAUGAUAUUGUGAACAUUUCUCCAGGUGCUUUCAGCAAAUUUGUGAAUCUAAAAAUGUUAUACCUAAGUGAAAACAACUUGCAAGUCUUCCCAAAAGAUGUUUUUCAAGGAUUGAUUAAUUUGAAAACGCUUCAUUUAAGUUUCAACAAUAUCCAUUCCAUUCCUGUGGGUGUGUUUGGUGAGCUACACUCUCUGAAAGAGUUGGAUUUGAGGAGUAAUUACAUUCACUGGAUUGCAGAAGGCACAUUCAAUAAUCUGACUAAUUUAAAAACCCUCCAAUUAAGUGAGAAUAAUUUAAGAACCCUGUCAGGAGACAUUGUGUUAGAUAUGACAAGCAUAGAUGUAGCUUUAUAUGGAAAUCCAUGGGAUUGCUCGUGUGAAUUAGACAGCUUUCUCAAAUUCUUGGCCGUCCACAAAGAAAACAUUUCCAAUGUAGAUCAACUGGUUUGCUACUCUCCUUCAAAGUUGAUUGGAACAAAACUUGUGAAUCUGUUUCAAAGUGAUCUGAAAUGUGAAGUCCCUAUUAUUACGGAAAUUUCGAGUUCCCUGGAAGUGGCUGUAGGUUCUGCUGUGACUAUUCACUGCAAAGGCUCCUUGGAAACCUAUGCCAUAGGAUACUGGGUGACACCUGAGGGAGUAAAAAUCAGCCACAAGUACUACAAAGAAAUUCUGGAUCAGAUGAACGUAACGACUCAUUCACAUCUGAAGUAUAAACACAACAGAGACGACUUCUCUGAAGUGACCAUAUCAGAGAACAAUUCUUUGAAAUUGACCAAUUUUAGGGGUGUUUUCAAUGGAACUUAUGCCUGUGUGAUGAUCAACAGUCAUGGAAAUGAUACGGCAAGUUUAACAUUGACAUCCAUCACCAAAUUAUUUGAUACCAAGUGGGUGGGAAUGAUCAUUGGGGGGCUGAGUGCUCUGUCGGCUUUGGUACUAGGUCUGCUUGUGGGAACCAUCAAACUCUGUGCCAUACAUGUGUGUAAAUGCUCUUGCAUUCUCGUUGAACGUUAUGAUAAACCCAAAAUGGAAACAAAAUACACUUUUGAAGAAUAUACGGACGAUCAGAACUCAGUGAGCAGGAGUUUGGAUUACCAAGAUUCAUAUACUGACUCUUUCCAAAAUGAAGAAUCGCUUCUGAAAGUCCCCUUGAAUUCACCAAUUGCUAGGACGCCAAGAUCAUCUCCAAGGAAAUGUGCCACGCCCACUCCAGAGGACGAUCUGGAGAAAGGGCGAGGAAACACCAACAAUACUUUAAAUGAAGUGAAAGUGAGACUAGAAAAGAAAAUGGAGAAAGUACGUAGUCGAGUGCAUUCCAUCCGAGAGUCUGGCUCGCAGUACUUGAUAACCAUUAAAGAUACGGGAAGCAUUGCGGCUAACCGUGUAAAGGCUGGUGUUGUAAUGGGAGUGGAGCAGGUGAAGUCUGGUGUGAUGUCCAUGAAAGAGUUCUGUGGAACAGGAGAAAUGGCCCAGACUGUAUCUGUCAUGUCCGUCAACACAGAUGUAGACAGCGAAGAGAAAUCCAUGAUAAUCACCAAGAUGACAACACUUUAAGGUGCUUGUAAAGUUGUAUAUAAUAUGUACAUAGUUGUUUCAAUUUCUUUUGAAAUUGUGACUUUGUUUUUCUGAUAUGACCAAAAAAUUAUAGAUUUAUUUUUACAGCUUUAACAUAUUUGAUCAGUUGAUGUUGUAUAAUGUUGUAUGUUCGCCAUUGCUAUGUACGCAAUAGUUUAGCUUAGUGUAUAAAAUCUAUCAAAAGAAACUUGUGUGGGAUAAUUGGUAUUGCAAAAUUACUGCUCAAGAUUAUAUGAGUUGAAAUAUUGUCAUGUGUAUUUGGAUGAAUAGUAGAAACAAAGGCUUCAGCAGAAAGAUCGGGCACACAUUGCCUACUUAGUUACUACUAAUGUAACAGCCAUAUAAUUGAAGGUGCACCAAGAGAUGAUAUACAUUUGGCUUUUCCUAUUGUCAGGUUCUGAAUACAGAGGUGCUAAAAUUUGUUUUAAAUUUCAAAGUCUGCACUUGUUUUGCUUCAUUUUUGUUACUUUACAUGUACAAGUAUCCAUUUAUUUCCUGGAUUUAACAAGAGCAUGUUCUAUUUUUGAAGCACGUGUACAGGACUCGAAAUUAACAUAUGUCCGUCAGUCUGUGACUGGCUAAAAGUCUGGCGGACUGACUGGCAUUUGUUUUAGUCAGUCUGAUGGGACUGGUUAAUUUUCUAAAGCAUCAUUUUGGAAAAUAUAUAUUUAAUAUGAAAUUUCAUACACAUUUGGCAUGCUUCGAUCUGUUUAAUCAACCGGACGAAUCUGAUUCGUAAAUAUAAAUUCCACAUUUAAGUGUUACAAUAUUGUCUAAGGCAUAAUGAGUUAAAUUUCAUUUUAAUGAUAUCAACAAAAUAUAUUUGAUUAUUUCUGGAAAACUCUGUUGGACUGGUAAUUUUUUCUGAGGACUGGUUAAAAUUAUACCCCAUCAGUCCGGCUGGACUGGUGACAUAAAAAGUUAGCUUCAAGCCCUGGUGUAGGGAAUAUGAUUCAUUGAUUUGUUAUAUAUAUAAUGUGUCAGCAUUGUUUGUUUAUUGGGUUAUUUAGUUUUGGACAUAUUUUUAUCUCGGUCCCAGCAACAAUAUGCUCUGGUUGUGAAGGUUAUGAUAUUAUAAUAGAUGUAUGCUGUAUCAGUGCUUGUAUAUAUGCGUGUGUGGUUGGUGGGUGUGUACAUUAUUGACAAACAAAGUAAUGUUUUACAUAAUUUUAUUUCAAAGAUAUAUUGUUUUUAAUGAACUUGCAAAAUGACAUCUACGCCAAAAUUUACAAUUUUAACAGACAGAUUUAGCAAUAGCAGAUGCAGUUCUGACUGGCAGAUCCAGGAAUUUCAGAAGGGGGGGGGGGGGCAUUAAAUAACUGGGGGGCUAUCUUGAGGGGGGGGGGGGCAUUAAAUAGCUGAUGGCUAUCUUGAAGCCCCCAGUGGGUCCAGGGCAUAGCCCUGGUGGGGAUCCCAAGAGACAUGGAGUUCUGUCAAAGUAAGAUACAUAUAUUUUAGUGUCUUUGGACAUAUUAAAAAAUAUUAGAAAUGGUUUAUAUUUUUGAGAGGGGGUGGGGGUGUUGGUUACAUCCAGUGUGCACUGUGCAGGCGCUGGAUCUACCAAUGACUGAGUAGCUAUUAAAAGCAUUGAAUAUUAGAGUACAUGAUAUAUAAUUAUAGCGGCAUAUAUUAAAUUAUAAUUUGUAAACCACGUAUAGUAUUGUGCUUUAUUGAUGUAUAAUUGUAUACAUAUAAAAGAUAUAGUGUGAUUGUAUAUUACCUUUAUCCAACAAAUUGAAAUAGGUUAUACAUUUGUGAUGCUUUGUUGAGCAAGCAUGGAAUCUGUAUAAGCAGAUAUGUAUACUAUUUUGAUAUAGUAGAUGAAGUAGGUAUGAAAUCAUACAUGUACUAUUACACAAUAACUAAAAGCACAUUUAUCUCAUGAAUGUUGGAUAAAGCUAUAGUUUAUUCAGUUGGUGAUAUACACCACACAUGUAUAAGAUGAAUUAUUGCACUGCUAUACAUUCCAUAAAAAAAAAUCUUUGUACUAAUUAUGGUGCAGCUGACUAAGUGAAUUUGUGUCUAGUGUAUCUCUAUUGGGUGGGUAUUCUAUCAACAAUAAGGAAGUAGUCCCCAGUUCAUGAGUAACACAAUAUACAUUAUGAAUGCACUUAGAUGCAGUUUAAAGUUUUUAAAUACACCACUCGUAUGUCAUCAUUGGAGACCCAUGCCUGAUCUCGUCUUCCACUCGCGAUGAGUAGAAGACGUAUCCGGCGAUACUCUUAUCUAUGAAAAAAUCUCAGUUGACUUAUUAAGAAAUUAGUGACACUCACACACUAUAUUGUAUAUAUACUUUGGACAUUUGAUAAAACAUAACAAAAAAUGAAUGUUUCAUUGAUAAACAUGUAUAUUGUGGGGGGGGGGGGGGGGGGGGGGGGGGGGCUUAAUUUGGUUCUAAUAAGUACAAAUAUACUAUUCCUAAAAACACAAAUUAAAGAGACUUGUAAAUCAAAUGUUGAAAUAUAUUACACCUCCCUAUAUAACUCUAUAUAAAAUUCCCUCACUGUUUUGGACUUCGUUGAGAAGUCAUGGAAAUAAAUUACAUACCAUAUGGUAAAUUGUAUUCAUUUUACUUAGCAUGCUAAUAUCAAUUAGAAUAUAAAUUUGAUAGUUUUCAUUUUCGUCAUUUUUUGGAAGAAGCAUGUUUGUAGCAAGUGUUGUUAACAUGUAAAGAAAAGCUGACUUCAGGACGAUAUUUAUUGUUAUAUUUAUCAGAUAUAUUUACAACUAUACAUCACUAUAAAACCAAUCCAAAUUUUUGUUGAAUUUAGCCCUCCCUCCACCCACACCCCAACCAAAUUUUCUCUGCCAAAAUGAGUGUUCACCAAAUUUAUGCCUGGGACUAACUUCUAAGAAAACUUCUAAGAAAAGAAGUAAAAUCUUGCUGACAUUCAAGGUGAAGGUCACAAUUAGCACAGAAACAUUUAUUUUACAUAAUGUUUUUUUUUUCUUGACAAAUAGUGGAUACUGGUAUCCUAAACUCACAUUUUCCACCACUGCUCUUUAACAUUCCAUUAUAUGGAUUAUAAAUCUGGUACAUUGUAUGUUAUUUCAUCUGGUCAAACGAAGAGCAUUUACAACAAACUUCCUCUUGUUCCUGAGUAGAUGAGGUAGAUUUCAUCAGCCAUGGAAUUUUAAGGAAAUAUGAAUUUCAUAUAGGACUCGAACAUGCAGAUUUUUAUUAAAGUUUAUGUUUACCUGUUGGAAUCAACAUUCUUUGAUUGUAGAUUUUUUUUUCCCUCUCAUUUGAGUACACCAUUACUGUAAAUGAUGAUUCCACCAGUCAUUGAUUGAUUGUUAAUGAUCUUGUUAAAAGUUGGUCGACUACGCAGUCAUACGCUGACAGCCUAAUGUUUGAAAUCUUGCGUUUGCUUUUGGUUUUUCUUUGACUUACAUUUUGUAUAUGAUUACAUAUACACAUAUACAGGUACUUGCCAUAUUUUGUAGAUUUUAUAUUUUUGUAUGAAUAAAGUUAUUUUAUAGACA
This is a messenger RNA of Ostrea edulis (European flat oyster), 5797 nucleotides long. RefSeq names its product leucine-rich repeat and fibronectin type-III domain-containing protein 2-like. Gene Ontology annotation, molecular function: protein binding. The coding region runs from base 356 to 2290 and encodes 644 amino acids. The transcript is spliced from 2 exons. The record is from RefSeq and is a predicted model, not a curated record. Lineage: Eukaryota; Metazoa; Mollusca; Bivalvia; Ostreida; Ostreidae.